This is a messenger RNA of Aspergillus alliaceus, 1492 nucleotides long. RefSeq lists its product as uncharacterized. The coding region runs from base 173 to 1243 and encodes 356 amino acids. The record is from RefSeq and is a predicted model, not a curated record. NCBI's taxonomy places the organism in Eukaryota, Fungi, Ascomycota, Eurotiomycetes, Eurotiales, Aspergillaceae. The transcript has 3 exons.
GAGCGUCUCAUAAAAGCAAGCCACCUGACAUUCAUAUUCACAAUCCAUCGGAUGGAAUCGCCAGCAGAAAGGUAAAAAGACUGCCGACCGCCAAUAGCUACAACAGGGCUGGCUUCAGACGCCUUUGUCACCUUUCCGUUCCUUUGUACUGGCCCCUUUGUCUCAACCCGCGAUGCGCCUCUUCAACAAGUUCCACAUUGUAUGCGCCUUAGCGGUAGCCAGUAUCCUGCUGUCAGCCUGGUUCCUCGCUUCCCAGCAUUACUAUAAACGAGUUGUUCCGACCAAUGGCGAAGACUCCAGUUUCAAUGUCGCUACAUCCUUUGAGCAGAGGUUAGUUGUCUUUGGGGAUUCGUGGAGUGACAACAAUGCGGGCGAACUUCAAGGGUCCGUCUGGACGGAGUGGCUUUGUUCACUGUUUCAAUGCCAUCAUGAGAACAUGGCGCAGACCGCCAAGUCACUAAGAGGAAAGUAUAUUGGCUCAGUCGUAGACAAUGAGGAGUUACCAGCGUCCUUGCUCAACUUACACAAGUCACCACUGGCGGAUUUCAAGACUCAGGUUAGUCAGUGGACCGCCGCCGAGACACGUGUCGUGCAAGAAGACCUAGCGGGCAACAAGGAAUCGAUCAGCUAUCGCCAGAAUCACACCAUUUUUAUCGUAUCCUUUGGGGUGUGGGAUGUGUGGAACUUGUUAGAUAGGGACUACGACACUGCAAAGCAAUCUGUGGACCGCAGCAUUGGAGUCAUCAUCGAUCAGCUCAGUGUGCUGUCUCAGAGUUUGGGCACGGUCGAGCUCAAAGUCAUUCUGACAUUGACUCCAGAUGUGACCUUCUUUCCGGCGUUCAGGCCCACCAGAAGUCAACGUAUCGGUCGGCACAAAGACGCCGUCCGACUGACGGAUUAUUGGAACAGCCGACUUCGUGAGGCUGCGGAAAAGUGGGAUCAAGGCACGAUCUAUCUGUUCGAUACGAAUGCUUUUCUAGCAGACCUGAUCCGUGAUUGGCAGCUUUUUGCUGCCGGUAUUGAAGAACCCAAUGGGCUGGGUAAGAACCAGGAGCCCGGGUGGGAGAAUGUCGACGACGCAUGCGUCGAAAAUGAACAGCAAUUAGUGAUGACAUCAGAAGUGAAAAAAUGCGACAACCCAGAAAAGUUCUUAUUCUGGAACGAGAUGCAUUUGGGUCCAUCGGCCCACCGACUCAUGGGUACAGAAAUCUUCCACGGGAUCGAAGACAUGUGGCUCCAAUGAAAAGAGCAUUACAAGGGUAAAAUAAUAAUAAUAGUAAUGAAAACCAGAAAACCAUGAAUCAGAAAGGAAAAUUUUAUAAUAGCCAAAAUUCAUCUUCCAUUUUCUCUUUACACCAACGAUAGGGCAUGCGCAAUCUCGACGUAAUUCGUUAUUCGUUGUAUUUCUGUAGACAAGCUCUAAGCCAACGGUUGGUUUCCGACAAAAAAACGCUUGCUGAAGAGGAACACAGCCAGGGUAACCUCAGCUUAC